Molecule: messenger RNA, 1963 nt
Organism: Carassius auratus (goldfish)
Lineage: Eukaryota; Metazoa; Chordata; Actinopteri; Cypriniformes; Cyprinidae
Product: renin receptor-like
Exons: 9
Coding region: 86-1141 (351 amino acids)
Biological process (GO): positive regulation of Wnt signaling pathway
Cellular component (GO): membrane; external side of plasma membrane
Molecular function (GO): signaling receptor activity
Source: RefSeq, a predicted model, not a curated record
UCAUGACGCAGGACGUCACGCGGUAGGCCCGUGUCACGUGACCGGUAUUGCGAGGAAGCCAGUCCGUCAGAAAGAGCCUGCUGAGAUGAAUCAAAUAAUUACCAGCACGGUGUUUGCGUUUGUAAGCCUUUUAUCAGGUGUUUUGGGCGACAGCUUGACUGUUCUGCGCAGCCCGUCAUAUGUGACAUUCCAGGAUGGACAAUGGCCCAUCUCAGGAGAAAAGGUCCCUGAUUUGGUCUCCCUGACCAUGGGCUUCUCCGUCCGUGAGGAUCUCGAUUGGCCAGGUCUGGCUGCCGGCUCGCUCUUCCAACGCCCGCGUGCAAACGCUCUGAUUGUCGUGCGCGGCGUUGACACCCUUGACUUUCCGAAAAACAUUUCCUCCUACCCUCUCGAAAAUCCGGUUCCGUUCACUCUGGACAGUGUGGCAAACACGGUGCACACUCUGUUCGCUGACAGCACCCCUGUGGUCCUGCAGCUCGCCCCCAGUGAGGAGAGGCUGUAUAUGAUGGGGAUGGCCAACACUGUUUUUGAGGACCUGCCCGUGACCCUGCAACAGAUCCGUGGACGCCUGUCCCAGGACGGAUCUGUCCUCACGUCGCUUCCUCUCAUCUCUCUCAGCCGUAAUAAUGAGGCUGAUCUUCUGUUCCUGUCUGAGGUUCAGGUGCUGUAUGACAUUUCAGCUCUGUUGCAGAAACACAAGCAUCUGGCUAAAGACCCGGCUCCUGACCUGUACUCUCUAGAGCUCGCGGGGCUGGAGGAGAUCGUCCGGCGUUAUGGACCAGACUCUCCUCAGUUCGCCGACGCUAUCAGGAUCCUGACGUCCGCUCUGCAGAAGUUCGCAGACGAUGUCGCCAAUGUCUACUCCAACAACGCAGUUGUAGAAGUGGUGACUGUGAAGACAUUUGAAGCCCCUCUGACCAGGAAAUCCCGCUCCAUCCUUCAGAUCAGUAACCAGGGCAGCCUCUACAACCUGGCCUACAAGUACGACUACGAUUACGCCGUGGUCUUUAACAUUGUCCUAUGGCUGAUGAUCGUGUUAGCUUUAGCCGUCAUCGUGAUCUCGUACAACCUCUGGAACAUGGAUCCUGGGUAUGACAGCAUCAUCUACAGGAUGACCAAUCAGAAGAUCCGACUGGACUGAUGACGUCACCCCCACACCCCACUACAUUUUGUGUUUUGUAUUUGAGUGAAUUUGAAUGUGUUUUAUUUUUGAUGUGGGUAUCACAGAAUUGCUUGUGUAAAUGCUUCGCCUUUAUGACGCAAUCAAACACAGAUAUACAGAUUAUUUAUUGAUGCCUGUCGAUAGAUGGACCAAGAAUAUUUGUUUGAUCUUUAUUAAUUGCUGUAUCUUGUAGAUUUGCAUAAUGUGAAUCUAUUAAAGAGGAAAAUCUGAUGUUGGGAUGUAAAGAAUUGAAAUUGAAAUCUAUUUAUUGUUUGUUGUUUACGCCACUGUGCUGUUUUCCUUCCCGAAUGCUGGAUAUGGUGUAAUUUCUCCAUUCCCAUGUACAUUUGAUCAAUUAAAUAAAUGUAAUUUUCAUUGAAUAUAACUAUAUAGUAGAAAAUAAGACUUUUACGUGUGUCUGUUUGUUGUGUACAAGGCCUUAACCAUUUAUUGAGCAUUUGGAACAUUUUUAAUAAAGUAGAUAAAAAAAAAAAACAGUGAAGGAAAUAGAUCUAAUAAAUCUAAUUCUAGCAAGGAAGUGAUCAUUUUGAACUAAUUACAUAUAACAUUUUAAAAUAUGCACACCUUUACUAAGUUACUAAGUUGUAUGAAAUUUGGCGAAAGCACAAAUCGUUUCUUGUCUCCUCAUGUUCAGUUUGAAUUUCCAUGAAUCAUGUUAAUGAUACAGAAACGGUCGUAUUUGAGAGUCACGGUCGUGUAACUGCUGUAACAUUUAUAUCACAAACAUUUGUCAAAUAUUAAAUGUUUCGCUACUUCCAUCUUAUCGUGCUCUCUUUAACC